Molecule: messenger RNA, 1812 nt
Organism: Solanum dulcamara
Lineage: Eukaryota; Viridiplantae; Streptophyta; Magnoliopsida; Solanales; Solanaceae
Product: developmentally-regulated G-protein 2
Exons: 12
Coding region: 191-1393 (400 amino acids)
Biological process (GO): cytoplasmic translation
Cellular component (GO): cytoplasm
Molecular function (GO): GTP binding; GTPase activity
Source: RefSeq, a predicted model, not a curated record
UCAGGGCUCUAAGUUGAGGUAUUCUUCAUUCUGAACCCUCCUCCUACUUCUACUCCUCCUCGGCGACCGCUGUUCUUCUUCUGCUAUCUUCUUUUUCUUCCAACUCACACUAUCGGCGGCGAAGCAGAGUCCAGUGGCCGGUCACCGGAAUCUCGAUUGAGUUGCGGGGUUAGAAAUAAACUAGAGAACCAUGGGGAUCGUAGAGAGGAUCAAAGAAAUUGAAGCCGAGAUGGCUCGUACCCAGAAAAAUAAAGCAACUGAAUAUCAUUUGGGUCAGCUGAAGGCUAAGAUAGCAAAGCUGAGGACACAAUUGUUGGAGCCCCCCAAAGGUUCUAGUGGUGCUGGAGAAGGUUUUGAAGUUACGAAAUUUGGUCAUGGACGUGUUGCACUAAUAGGAUUCCCAAGUGUGGGAAAGUCUACGCUCCUUACAAUGUUGACAGGAACACAUUCUGAAGCAGCAUCAUAUGAGUUCACAACACUUACUUGCAUCCCUGGUAUUAUCCAUUACAAUGAUACUAAAAUUCAAUUGCUUGAUCUUCCGGGAAUCAUUGAAGGUGCAUCUGAAGGCAAGGGGCGUGGUAGGCAGGUCAUUGCUGUUUCUAAGUCAGCGGACAUUGUAUUAAUGGUUCUUGAUGCUUCAAAAAGUGAAGGCCAUCGACAAAUAUUGACAAAGGAGCUGGAAGCGGUGGGCCUGCGAUUAAACAAGCGACCUCCUCAGAUAUACUUCAAGAAGAAAAAGACUGGUGGAAUUUCUUUCAACAGCACUAUGCAUCUGACACAUGUGGAUGAGAAGCUAUGCUAUCAAAUUCUGCAUGAAUACAAGAUCCACAAUGCUGAGGUGUUAUUUCGUGAAGAUGCUACAGUUGAUGACCUAAUUGAUGUUAUUGAGGGGAAUCGUAAAUACAUGAAGUGCAUAUAUGUCUACAACAAGAUAGAUGUUGUUGGUAUUGAUGAUGUAGACAGAUUAGCCAGACAGCCAAACUCCGUUGUCAUCAGCUGCAACAUGAAGCUGAAUCUGGACAGAUUGCUUGCAAAAAUGUGGGAAGCGAUGGGGCUUGUCAGAGUUUAUACAAAACCACAAGGCCAGCAACCAGACUUCACAGAUCCUGUGGUCCUUUCUGCUGAUAGAGGUGGCUGUACAGUAGAAGAUUUCUGUAAUCACAUACAUCGGAGUCUUGUUAAGGAUGUGAAGUAUGUGUUGGUGUGGGGUACUAGUGCAAGGCACUACCCCCAGCAUUGUGGCCUUGCGCAAAUGCUUGAGGAUGAAGAUGUGGUUCAGAUUGUUAAGAAAAAGGAGAAGGAAGAUGGAGGAGGUAGAGGCCGGUUCAAAUCACAUUCUAAUGCUCCUUCUCGUAUAUCUGACCGUGAAAAGAAGGCUCCAUUGAAGACUUGAUUGACCCAGAUAGUGGAGCUGUUAGUUCUAUAUGCUGAUCUGGAAGGAUGCAUGUGCCAAUUGUUGAUGUGCCAGGUAUUACUAUUAAAGAACGAGCUAUACUAUGAGAAUUAGCUAGAGCUUUCCUCAACUUCAUGAAGUGAAACCUAUUUAUCAGAAGUGGCUAGAAGAUUUCAAUGUUGUAUUCUAUAUUUGAUCAUCUUACACUCUACAGCGUGUAAAAUAUCUGGGGACAUGCUUUUUUACUCCAGAUAAUAUUUACUGCUGUUCAUUUGUGAAUGUGCGAUUAAAAGUUUUGGUCUUUGAUCCUAAAAAGUGUCUAGGCGAUAAUAACUGGAUAUCUUAGCUUCAUGUUAUCUGCAGUCGAAUUGGGUAACUGCAAGUUUGUUCAUCAUUGAAGAAGUAUAUUUUCAGUACUA